Ornithodoros turicata is the source of this 6998-nucleotide messenger RNA. RefSeq lists its product as uncharacterized. NCBI's taxonomy places the organism in Eukaryota, Metazoa, Arthropoda, Arachnida, Ixodida, Argasidae. Gene Ontology annotation, biological process: double-strand break repair via homologous recombination; regulation of DNA-templated transcription. The record is from RefSeq and is a predicted model, not a curated record. The transcript has 21 exons. Bases 429 to 6770 code for a protein of 2113 amino acids.
CCUUAGCGCUCCACCGCGGGAUUGGUACUUUGAAAUAAUUUCUGUAUGUGCAUAUGAGUGUCAUGUAGACAUACAAACGUUGAUGGACAUGGUAAAUAGUGACGCAAACUAUUUAAGGCAUGAUCCUGUCCUGUAAAACGUCUUUACUAUCUCGCAGUAAAACCUGAAAGCAGAAAGCGUCCAUGGCAACGGCGCGCGCUUUCAAUGUUGCGAUUGAAGUGAUAUAUGUAUGUGCAUUCACUGCUCACAAGAAGCUGGCAAGCUAGGACACAUCACUAAUUUUCAAAUUUUGGACAGCUUGGCUCGCGCUAUAUUACUGUCACGGCACAGAUAGCAAAUAAUUCUGAAAAUUCACAAAAUCGCAUGAGCUUGAGUGAGCUCGACGAUCCAAAACUGGCAUCUGCGCUGGUAAGUUGGUCGUGCUGAUCAUGUGCGAUGAUGACAACUUAUGGGCUCAAGCGAAGUUUGUCAUGUUUCCUGACGACGAGACAUUUGAGUCGUUAUUUGACGUCUACACGUCGAGGUGUCAAAAAGAUCUGGGACCGAUUGAUCCCGACUGGUUCACAAGAGAAGCAGACUCCGCAUCACCUCACCAUAGCGGUGCCACAAGAUCUGUAUUGCCCACUGCAGCAGAGUCCCCUUGUUUGAUGGUACGAGAGCCGACUUCGCAGGAGUCAAACAGAAGUGCCCCGAACCAUGAGAAAGACGGUGCUGAUACAAGCGAAUCCUUCUGCAUUUCGACUCUAUGGUCACCUCUCUCUUGCACACGUAGGAACGAAUGUGAUGAAAAUACGUUUAGGACGCCCAUUCUGCCGUGUAAAGAUUUUCUUCGGCAAAGUUUGGGAGCUCAGGAGUCCGGAUCAAGUGUCAAGUGGUCACCGUCUUUGGAAACACCACCUUGCAUACCCAGUGCGACAGGCAAGAAAGUGGGAUCGAGACAGAUUGCCCCAAAAACAUUAUUCCAAGGUUCUGAAAAGGGAAGCUCGCCAGACUCGUCUACUUUAGAAGAGGAGUUUUCAGAGUUCCCUUUAGAUACUGAAUUGGAGGAAAGACCAAUCUGUAGUCAGGAUUACAUUAUUGAACAAGCGGACCACAUUGAACAAGGGCCUGAGCACCAAAAUGAGGAAGUGGGAUCUAAUGGUGCUACUGCUUUGGAUGUGGAAGCCAGCCGCAUAACAAAUGAAGGCACAUCUGUAAGCGCACAAGAUGUCAAAGAUGAAUCACAACGGAACGUAAACGAGAGUGCGCACAUUCCAAACAAGACUGCCCUUUGCACCGGAAAGCCAGAAAGAACUCCUUGGCCUGCCUUCCUCACUCAAGAUUCCCCAUAUCAAUGUCAAGACACAGCCUCCAGGUCAGGAGCCGCCAGUUGUGCCACACCAUCUUCAAAGCCUAACAUGACUCUUCAGAGAAGAAACCUGCAGCAUAAAUUUUGUGACAUGCCACCCAAAAAUAGUGCUGAAGAAACUGGAGAAAACAGGGUAGUUGAAAACAUAAUUGAAGAUGAGGAAGACAAGAUGGACACAAGCUUCGUAAAGUCACAGAUUGGAUAUUCGCUGACACAAAUCCUCGAAGCAGCUGAAAGCACUGCAGCAUGCAUGGAGGCACCGGAUAUUCUGUUUACGCAAACCGAAAGCUUUCAGAACUUUUCUUCCGAAGAUUAUUUAAUGCAUGUUGCAUUGGAGCAAACACCAAAAGAACUUUCUGAUGGUGCUUCACUUAAACAGGGCAUAAGAAGUAUUGCUCCCUCAAGUCCGGGAGUUUCAAAGCCAUUGUCUGAAGAACGGGCUCAUGCAACUAGAAUAUGCACGUCGAAUGUUACUAAUUUUGCUUUGUGUGCUGGGAAAUGUAAUGCAAUAUCUCCAGUCCGCAGGAGGACCUUGAAGAGGCCUCUGUCACCAGCACUGGAAGAAAACCAAAGACAUUCAAUGCCUGAGCAGCACGUCACUACAGGAUUCACUACGUGUGCAGGCAAACCGGUAUAUGUGACAUCUAAAUGUUUGACUGCGGCCGAAAGCUUGAUGGCUGGCAUCGGGGAUGACUUGGGUGAACAUGCGGUCAGAGAUGUGGGCCUUGUACCUGUUAGCAGAUCAGUUGAUGAACAGCGCAUUGGUAACGCAUCACCGGUACCAAGUGGACGGUAUGUGUGUACGGGAUUCUCAACAGGACGUGGGAGGAGCAUCAAAGUGUCUGCGGCUGCUAUGAGCUCAGCAAAAGAGCUACUGAGCGAAAGCAUUGAGGCCCGCGAUGUCAACGAUGCCAGUUGUAAAAUUAAGACGGGUAGAAAGAAUUUUAAAUUUGAAAAUAUGCACGGUAGCAAGCCACUCAGUGAGGAGGUAACAAACGGUGCUGAAUUUGAAAGUAAGACCAGCUUACCCGUAUCCGCAAAGGACCGUACUUCCAGGACCUGUAACGAAUGUGGGACCGCUACACCACAUUCUGUGAGUGUUGAAAGUGCUAUAGUGAAGAAAGAUGAAGCCCUGCUUGACAGCAAGUGGUUUACUGCUGGAUUUACAACAGCAAGCGGUAAAUCGGUUAGAAUUUCCGAGGCAUCCCUGAAGGCUGCAAGAAGUUCCCUCUGUGAUGCCGCUGUUGACGAUAAUCCUGAAUGUAAACCCGCGGGCAUAAAAACUUCUUUUAUGACGAGCACUGGUCAGGUAGUGUCCGUAUCAGCCGACUCCUUGGGCAUUGCCAGUUCACUCUUGCAAGAUAGCAACAGCUUUCAAGUCACUGAAAAGCAGAACCAUGACCACUUGCUCUCUGAUAAGGUAACAACUGGUUUCACCACUGGGAGUGGAAAGAAGGUUGAAAUCUCUAGAGGUUCUUUAAAAGCUGCUGCAGAAGUAUUGAGUGAUACCGUUCGAAACACGUGCACUGAUGUGGACGGAAGCAGCACUGCGGGAAGGACUCUCAGGAGCACAGGAGCAAGAAGAAACGACGCUAUAAUGACAGGCUUUAGCACAGGAAGCGGUAAAGCUGUAACUGUUUCUCGACAGGCAAUGAGUGACGCUCGAGCACGUUUGAAUGAUGCGGCUGACGGCAAGGUUGGCUGCCCACCUGAAUCAGUGGGCCUGGCAGAUCGUAUGCCUUCAAAUGGCCAAGAAGGCCAAGCCACAGCAGCAGUAGAUGAACAUGAGACUAUGACUACAUGUUCUGUAAACUCUGAGGGUGUGAAUGCCAAAAAAGAUGGAGUUUUGCGUUACCAAAGGUCCUUGACUGCUGGAUUUACGACAGCAAGUGGAAAGUCCGUUACCAUAUCUGAAUCGUCAUUGAAGGCUGCACAGAGUUUCCUGUGUGAUGCCGCCGUUGACGAUCGUCCCGGAUGUAAACUCGCAAGUGUAAAAACUUCCUUAACAACAGUCACUGGUAAAGCAGUGUCAUCUGGUUCCUUGGAUGUUACCAAGUCGCUGAUGACAGAAAAGGAGAACUGUGACGAUUUGCCACAUGAUAAGGUAACAACGGGUUUCACAACUGGGAAUGGGAAGAAGGUGGAGAUCUCCAGAGAUUCCUUGAAAACUGUAGCUGCAGUAUUGAGUGCCUCCGUCGGAAAUAUGUGGACCGACGUGGACAGAAGCAGCACUGCUGGGAGCACUGCGAGAGUCACAGAAGCGAGGGGUGAUGACGCUAUAACGACAGGGUUCAGCGCAGGAAGCGGAAAAGCCGUUACCGUGUCCCGAAAGGCUAUCAGUGCCGUCCAAGCACGUUUGAGUGAUGCUGCUGUCUGUAAUGACAGUAGAGUAAGCGGUCAAUAUGAGGCAGUGGGUCCGUUAGACGAUGUAUAUCUAAAUGGACAAGAAGAAGGGACGACUGUAAGGGUCUCCACAGGAAGAUUUGGGGAGUCUGUGUCAGUUUCUGCAAGGUCACUUAAUGGUGCGAGGGAAAUGUUGUGCGAAGACAGUCUACUAGAUCAAGAAUCAUCGACUGUGGUGAACCCACACCAGCUUGGUGCGGAAAUGACUUCAGAGGCAUCCCCGCUUGCUCAAGGUACUUGUAGCAGGAAUGCUGAAGAGCCUAUUACCCCAAAGCCAGCUCAGCCGCAGCCAUCAACGCAGCAUAUGUGGACACCACCGCUUCAAAGGAUGUUUAGUACGAAGUUGAAAACACCUACCACUGCACGGACUUUUGUCACGCCCUUCAAAGUGGUGGGAAGGACAAGUGGUCCCGCUGAAGCCACCCUAGUAAACAAUCCAGAAAAAACAUGUUGCACUCGAAAAAAUGCAAUUCAGCCUGGGAAGUUGUGGAUAUUGAGGCGCUUGCAGAAGCAGCGGAGAAUCCCCAUGCGUGUAGCGUCUGGUGGGUCUUCUCCACGCCUUUAUACCUUGGACGAGCUCGAAAGGUACGGGGUGUCGAAGCAGACUGCUCUUAUCACUUGUAGAAAUGCAGAGUGUCAUCGAUUUUACCUGGGAAGCACAGAAGAGCUUACCGUCCUUGGCGAUGGCAUUAUAUUGAACCCCUGCAAGGACCUGAAACUCGGAAAAAACGAGUUCUAUGAAGCUUUCGUUGGAAUGCCUGGCGUGGAUGCGAGUCUUAUUUGCCAAAAAUGGUUUGCAAACCACUACAAAUGGAUUGUUUGGAAGCUGGCUGCAAUGGAGCAACAUUUUCCGCAGGUGUUUGGUGGAAGAGCAUUGACACCUGAUCAGGUUAUGACACAAAUGAAGUACAGAUAUGACAUAGAGAUUGACAACAGUUCGAGGUCAGCCCUAAGGAAAAUUUUGGAGAGGGACGAUGUUCCAAGCAAGACCAUGGUUCUGUGUGUGUCGGACAUCAAGCAGGAAGACAAUGCCGUGUCUCUGGAGGUUACGGAUGGGUGGUACAGUAUACCGACUGUGAUUGACGAACCACUAUCCAAGCUAGUGGCAGACAGCCGCAUUCUUCGUGGUCAAAAACUCGUCAUUAGCUGCGCUGAGCUUAUUGGCACUUCAAGUGCAUGUGCACCGUUAGAGGUUGCUGAAGGCACAGCUUUGAAAAUAUCUUUCAACACGACAAGAAGAGCACGUUGGGAUACAAGGCUCGGGUACUUUGGCCGUCCACAACCCUUCCCUGUGCCCCUCUUGUCUCUCCAUCCUCGAGGAGGACCUGCAGGAAGAGUUGACUGUAUAGUCAUUCGGACGUAUCCGCUCAUGUACCUCGAGAAGCUCCCCAAUGGAACAUCCAUCAUGCGAAAUGAACGUGCUGAGCGUCUGGUUGCUGCUGCACACGACAGAGUCAGGGCGGAACAUAUGGAGCGAUUGAUGGCAGACGUUCUCUCACAAGUUGAAAAAUCAAAUGGUGAUGGUGCUAUGCUCCAGGGCGUGAAAACAGUUCACGUGACAUACUCCAAGAAACAGAUCCGAGGUCUCACAUCAGGUCAAGAUAUCUGGAAAGCAUUGCAGUGCUGCGCUGACACUUCUGAGAUUGAAGGUUUGCUGACUGAAGAGCAAGUAAAGUUGUUAAGAGAAUAUCAAGAGCAAUGCCUUAACCAAAAGCAAGCUGUACUGCAGGAGAAGCUACAGAGAGCUCUGGAAACUGCAGAGGAUGAAGAGCGGUGCCCUCCGAAGCGUACAGUGACCCCCGUCCUAAAAGUUCUUGUGGGAGGGCUGCACGAAAAAGACUUACAGCGGAAUGUGUGCUGUAUUGCGAGUGUGUGGAGGCCGUGCUCAGAGUUACAACAGACUUUGGUGGAGGGCAAUGCCGUAACAUUCUACAAUGUUGGAGUCUGCCCAGUAAGAAAUAUUCUCCCGGAUGUACAUUACUCUGCAGUAGAGCUAACGACUUCGAAAGCUACAAAGUACCAAGCAAUCAAAUGCCCAGAGCAUGUCAAAAUUUACUAUGAGAGACAGGUGACCAGCUUUGCACUGUUGCGGAACCAACACGAUUCUCAAAGCAGAGGAGUUGAUAUUGUUGGCUUGGUGUUUCAUAUAAAACACCAGAAAGAUGUGGAUAUCAUCUACCUCUCUGAUGCCUCAUUCAACUUCGUACAGCUCACUGUGUAUGGAGGUUGUGAUGUGUUCUUGGCAGAAGGCAAACUAAAAGAGGGUCAAAUUAUUUCAGCAACUGAUCUGAUAGUGAGACCUAAGAGGAAGGACUCCGAAGAUAUUAUUUCGCUUGCUACGACAGAGCUGUCAGAAAUUGCAUGUGCACCCAGAAGGCCGCACCUUCAGGAUGCGAUAGCUGCUUUUCAAGAUCGUGUACUGGACUUCGACCUUUUGGCAUCUUCGGCACUACAGAAGUUCCGAGAGCCACAGCCACAACAACAACAUUCAAUGAACCUAGGAACACCCAAACUGAGACCCAAUUAUUCAGCCCCCAUCUCGAGGGUUUACGCAUCAGGAAGCAGCAACCAAACUCCACCUACAGUCAGCAACGGAAAACUGUGUCGACCCAACGUGGCUACUACGGGUCUUCCGCAAACAAGGUGUUCAGAUUCAAGCCCUGGAGUCGUCGUGACAAGCAAUAAUCCACGAACUCCUUACACAGUGAAGCCUGCCACUAAAGUUCUCAGAUCUACUCCUGUGCCAGCAAGAAAUUCAACACAGUGUCCAGCGGCAAUGUACGAUGGACUAAUCCUGUCGGGUGCUUGCGAUAUUGAACCAGGAUCUCCUGCAGACGUAAAGUCAAAGCGCAUCAGGGCAAAAAUUGCUCUGCUGGAACGGUAUGGUGCGCUGGCCCCGUUGCCUGCGUUGAAUACACCAACGACGGUAGUCGUAAAGCGUCCGUACAGAACCCCAGUCUUGCAGAAUGCGAGCAGUAAUCCACUUGACAGCCCUCCCAUGGAAUUGGAUGUGGACUAGGAUUAAUGUUCACGUUUGUUGACUCUAGUCAACCAAAGGAUCGAGGACAUGCUGUGAUAAUGGACCUAGUAUGCAUGCUGUUUUACAUACCUACUUGCCUUCAGUGCCUCUGUGCCUUGAAAGAGAAUUUUUUAGACUUGUACCAGACAAGGAAUCUGCUUCCUCUAGUUUGCUAACUGUAUUUUUAUACAUACAAAUGCAAAGAAGCAAUAUAUUGUUUUACUUUAA